Messenger RNA from Cyphellophora europaea CBS 101466, 1065 nucleotides. RefSeq lists its product as uncharacterized. The transcript has a single exon. The record is from RefSeq and is a predicted model, not a curated record. Bases 1 to 1065 code for a protein of 354 amino acids. Gene Ontology annotation, cellular component: lysosome. Gene Ontology annotation, molecular function: palmitoyl hydrolase activity; thiolester hydrolase activity. NCBI's taxonomy places the organism in Eukaryota, Fungi, Ascomycota, Eurotiomycetes, Chaetothyriales, Cyphellophoraceae.
AUGUAUACCAGUACCAUCGUGACCGCCGCCCUCCUGGCUCCAGCCCUGUCCUUCGUUAUCCUUCCCGAUGCCCACGUCUUCUCUCAUUUGCCCGAACGCAUACCAAGUCCGAUUCGUGUCAGCGAGCCUGCCGGGCACGACUCGCGCGUAGGCGACGACAGUGACGAUACCCCUCUGCCUGUGGUCAUCUGGCAUGGCCUCGGCGACUCCGCGGAUGCAGACGGGAUCAAAGACGUGGCGGCUCUACUGGACGAGAUACAUCCUGGUACCUACGUUCAAGCUAUUUCCUUAGGCAAGUCGACGGGGUCGGCCGAUCGCUCUGCAUCCUUCUUCGGCAAUGUGACAGAGCAGAUCGAGCAGGUGUGUGAACAAUUGGCUAAAGACAAUAUCCUCCGCACUGCGCCGGCCAUCGAUGCUGUAGGUUUCAGUCAAGGUGGGCAAUUCCUCCGAGGCUACAUUGAGCGCUGCGGGCAUUGGGCGCCCAGAGUGCGAAGCCUGGUCACAUUCGGCAGCCAGCACAAUGGCAUUUCCGAGUUCCAGGACUGCAAGCUGAGCGAUUGGGUGUGUCACAGCGCCAACGCCCUGCUGAAGAGCAGCACCGUGUGGAGCAACUUCAUCCAGUCGCGCCUCGUCCCUGCGCAGUACUACAGAAACAUCGACGACUUCGAAAACUAUCUGGAGCACUCCAACUUCCUCGCCGACAUCAACAACGAGCGCCCGCACAAGAAUGCCACGUACAAGAAGAAUCUUGCCGAGCUGGAGAACUUCGUCAUGGUGCUCUUCAAGGAUGACCAGACCGUUGUGCCCAAGGAGUCCGGCUGGUUUGCUGAGGUCAACCGUACCGAGACUGACGAGGCUAAGCGUGUCACCAAGCUACGGGACCGCACCAUCUACGAGGAAGACUGGAUUGGUCUGAAGCAAUUGGACCAGAAGGGGGCUCUUGUUUUCGAGCAAGUCAAAGGCGAGCACAUGCAGCUGGACGACAAGGAUCUGCGCCGCAUCUUUGGCAAGUACUUUGGGCCUGCCAAAGCGAGCAAGAGCGAUGAGUGGAGGUUCGAGCUGUAG